Molecule: messenger RNA, 2143 nt
Organism: Truncatella angustata
Lineage: Eukaryota; Fungi; Ascomycota; Sordariomycetes; Amphisphaeriales; Sporocadaceae
Product: asparaginase
Exons: 3
Coding region: 326-1891 (521 amino acids)
Molecular function (GO): protein binding; asparaginase activity
Source: RefSeq, a predicted model, not a curated record
GCCAAGCACCACCACCCAUCGAGGCUCGAAUAAGAACCAAUACAAGGUCUGAUACGUCGUAUUUCACUAUAAACACGAUUCCUAUAUUCUCUUUAAGGCAACUUCAUAAAGGCGCAACACCGAGAUCGCUCACCUAAGAUUCCCCUUCAUCUUUGAACAAUCUGCUUAAAUCCGCCGCUCAAUCACUUAGCUUGCGACCGCCGACACCAAUUAAUCACCUGUUAGGAUACCAGGUGUAGCAGCCCAAAAAAACAAAACCCAAAAAAAAAAAGCACAAACCCACUCGAAUACGUUUCAAGCAGUUCUAUCAUCGUCAAUCUUUAAGAUGGGGUUCACUGCCGUUGUUAAUGGCAAUGGCCAGGAGUCUUACCCUGAGUCCAGGGUCCUUAUCAUUAUUACAGGCGGAACGAUAUGCAUGCAACCUUCAGCGGACGGUUCAGGACUGGUUCCAGUGGUCGGUUUCCUUGAGAGUGCCAUGGCUCCGAGACCGUCUUUCAAUGAUAGGUCUGAACGAGUGAAAUUGACCGCCAUCAAGGAUGGGGAGAAGGUCGAACUUGAUAGUCUGCGCACACCACCUAGCUCAUACUCGCGGCACAUUCGAUAUGGAGCCCUCGAGUUCUCGCCAUUACUAGACUCAUCCAGCAUCAGCUCGGAGGGUUGGUCACAAAUUGCGACCACCGUCAAGGAAAAUUACCACCUUUUCGACGGCUUCGUGGUUCUCCAUGGAACAGACUCCCUAGCUUACAGCGCAUCUGCGCUCUCCUUCAUGAUGGAAGAUCUCGGAAAGCCAGUUAUUCUUACCGGCUCGCAAGCAUCCAUCUUCGCUCUACAGUCUGACGCAGUGGACAACCUCCUGGGCUCGCUGAUCGUUGCAGGGACCUUCGUGAUCCCCGAGGUCUGCCUCUUCUUUCACCACACCCUGUUCCGAGGCAAUCGAACGACCAAGGUCUCGGCGUCUCAAUUCCAAGCCUUUGACAGCCCCAACUGCGAGCCCCUGGCUAAGGUGACCAGCAUCGGUAUUGAUGUGAACUGGUCACUGGUCCAGAGACCGACAAAGAUCGCUCAGUUCAAGGUAACGCCAUACCUAGACACGGCGCACGUGGCUUGCGUGCGAAUCUUCCCUGGCAUCAAGCCCGAGAUGAUCAAUUUCAUCUCCAAUAUUCCAGACCUCAAGGGCCUGAUCCUCGAGACCUUCGGCAUGGGCAACGCGCCCUCUGGCGUCGACGGCUCGCUCACAAAGGCGAUCCGGUCCGCGGUCGAGCGUGGCAUCACCGUCGUCAACGUGUCGCAGUGCACCAACGGCUUCGUGUCGCCGCUUUACGCGCCGGGCUUCGCGCUCGGCAAGGCCGGCGUCGUCUUCGGGCACGACCUGACCUCCGAGGCCGCCCUGACCAAGCUGGGCUACCUCCUGACGCUCAAGAUCGAGCCUGCCGAGGUCGCCUCCCUCAUGUCGCAGUCCCUUCGCGGCGAGCUAACCGAGCUCGCCGUCCCGGCCUUCUCCCAUCCCGUCAGGGAGGAGAGCAACCCCCUGCUGUCGGGCGCCGAGGCCGCUUUCACCCUCCUGGGCUACGCCAUCGCCAACGGCGACCUGAAGGCCGUCAGGGACCUCCUCGAGGGCGAUGAGCUCAACCACCGCCUUCUGGUCCGCGCUGACUACGCCGGGAACACCCCCAUGCACCUCGCCGCCGUCGGCCCCAGCAAGGACGUCCUCAAGGAGCUGCUGUUGAGGGGCACCAGCGUCCACGAGCGCAACCGCGCCAACAACACCCCCCUGUUCCUAGCCAUCAAGAGCGAGAGGCAGGAGUUUGCCGAGCUGCUAAGGGCCGCAGGCGCCGCGCUGUGGUGGGAGGAAGGCGGUGCGUCGAGGACCGGGUCGCCGAAGGCGAAAUAGGGGCCCGGACUUGAUGGUAUGGUCUAAAAGGGGUUUCUUUGCGUUUUCGUCUGCUCUUUGUCGUCGUUGUUGUUGUUGUUGUUGCGAAUGAAUUGGUAGCGAUAUAUAGACUUGAACUAUAAAGAUGAUUUACAAACGGUUAUUACUCUCGGCUUUAAUCUUUCCAUGGUGUUGGGAGGAGUAGGGUGAAGAUGAAUGCCGACUUUACCUGGCGUUGUGUGGGAAGAUGCAAGUCUAUCUAUGUAUGGAUGA